Messenger RNA from Sphaeramia orbicularis (orbiculate cardinalfish), 2117 nucleotides. RefSeq names its product phosphoribosyl pyrophosphate synthetase 1B (gene prps1b). NCBI's taxonomy places the organism in Eukaryota, Metazoa, Chordata, Actinopteri, Kurtiformes, Apogonidae. The record is from RefSeq and is a predicted model, not a curated record. Gene Ontology annotation, molecular function: magnesium ion binding; ribose phosphate diphosphokinase activity; ATP binding. Gene Ontology annotation, cellular component: ribose phosphate diphosphokinase complex; cytoplasm. The transcript has 7 exons. The coding region runs from base 193 to 1155 and encodes 320 amino acids. Gene Ontology annotation, biological process: ribonucleoside monophosphate biosynthetic process; purine nucleotide biosynthetic process; 5-phosphoribose 1-diphosphate biosynthetic process.
CGCCCCGCGAAGAAACACUGCACGCGUGAUGUGUGGGACAUAAUGGUGGAUAGGUAGUAACACACUUAGCUCGGUAAGAGUAGCCUGUCAACUGUUGAUCAAUUUCUGGUCGCUGGCCUGGACUCUUCUGGCUCGACAGACGUUCCUUGCCACUGCCCGCUCGGACUGAACGACGCCCUGGACCGCAACAAAAUGCCGAAUAUCAAAAUAUUCAGCGGUAGCUCGCAUCCGGACCUGUCUCAGAAAAUCGCAGACCGCCUUGGUCUCGAGCUGGGAAAGGUUGUUACUAAGAAAUUUAGCAACCAAGAAACCUGUGUGGAAAUAGGGGAGAGCGUGCGUGGGGAAGAUGUCUAUAUUGUGCAGAGUGGAUGUGGGGAGAUCAAUGACAAUUUGAUGGAGCUCCUGAUCAUGAUCAACGCGUGCAAGAUUGCCUCUGCCUCCAGGGUCACGGCUGUCAUCCCCUGCUUCCCGUAUGCCCGGCAAGACAAGAAGGACAAGGUGGGGAGCCGUGCCCCCAUCUCUGCCAAGUUGGUGGCCAACAUGUUGUCGGUGUCAGGUGCUGACCACAUCAUCACGAUGGACCUGCAUGCCUCGCAGAUACAGGGAUUUUUUGACAUCCCUGUUGAUAACCUGUAUGCAGAGCCAGCUGUGCUGAAGUGGAUUAAAGAGAACAUCCCUGAAUGGAAAAACUGUACCAUUGUCUCACCUGAUGCUGGGGGAGCCAAGAGGGUCACCUCAAUAGCAGACAGAUUGAAUGUGGACUUCGCUCUUAUUCACAAGGAGAGGAAAAAGGCAAAUGAAGUUGACCGUAUGGUUCUUGUUGGGGAUGUGACAGACCGGGUAGCCAUUUUGGUGGAUGACAUGGCUGAUACAUGUGGCACAAUCUGCCAUGCUGCUGACAAACUUAUUUCUGCAGGUGCCACUAAGGUGUAUGCCAUCUUAACUCAUGGCAUCUUCUCUGGCCCAGCCAUCUCGCGCAUUAACAAUGCCUGCUUUGAAGCUGUGGUGGUCACCAACACAAUCCCUCAGGAGGAAAAGAUGAAGCAUUGUCCCAAAAUACAGGUUAUCGACAUCUCCAUGAUCCUUGCAGAGGCCAUCCGUAGAACUCACAAUGGAGAGUCUGUGUCGUACCUGUUCAGCCAUGUCCCCUUGUAACAAAGGUGUCUACCAUCAACUGUGUGCUUUAACACCAAAUAAAAGAAGAGGGAAUUCCCCAAUCCAAACACAACCAUUAGCAAAGAUGUUGUACUAACUAACCGUGAAUAAAUGAACUGUCAUUCAUGUCUGUUACUAAUGCUGACUCCACUCACCCGAGUCCCCUUCCUUUGAGCAGCAUCCUGUCGUGUUUGGGGUGCCAAAGCAAUCGCAAGCUAUCAUUUUAGGCUAGCGUAUUUAUUGUAUAUGGAUAAUUUAAUGUUUAUCCGCUGUGAACUCUGCCCCCUGUCAUAACAUUUAGUUAGAGUUUCUCCUGACCAUGUUGUGUUUCCGGGAGUCAUUUCAGUCAGUUGUGUAAGAACUUCUAAAUAUCCCAAUGGUCAGGAGAAGCAUCUGACUCAUACAGCUGUUACAAUGAAAGAGUGUAGUUUUCAUAUUGCUAUUUUGUCCUCUGCUGUUUGAAAGAUUAUAAUUAAUGAAGUGAAUGUGCAUAUUGAACUAGUUUACAGUGCCACUGAAGCUCCACUCAACCAAGAGUGCCUCAAAAGUCUGAACUGAAACUUUGCUUUCUUUCAGUCUGAUUCUUGUAUUUUACUAUUAUGGCUCUAAUGUUUGAAUUGGAUGUCUCACCAGGUUAUACUAGAUGUUUAGGAUCUUUCUUUCAACUCUUGAGGCGCCCUCAUUGAGUGGGGUUUGCCCAGUGUUCAGGGUUUACCCUUUGGGGUUGUACGUUGAAGAUCUUUCUAUAGAGAAGCUGUCAGGUUUUUAGAUUGGGGUCUCUGCAGGCUGGAGCUUCCUUCAGAAAUGUUCACCUGCUAUUUUUUUUUUUCCAUUUUGGUCUUUUGUAUGUCUGAAGGAAGGAUUUGUCAUUGAUGUGCAUAAUCCAAACCUCUGUUUACUUUUACAGUAGAGUGAAUGCGCAAGAUGCGUUCUUAAUGAAAAUAAAUAUGCGUAAAAUCUCA